Messenger RNA from Impatiens glandulifera, 4727 nucleotides. RefSeq names its product DNA-directed RNA polymerase III subunit 1. The transcript is spliced from 27 exons. Gene Ontology annotation, biological process: DNA-templated transcription. Lineage: Eukaryota; Viridiplantae; Streptophyta; Magnoliopsida; Ericales; Balsaminaceae. Gene Ontology annotation, molecular function: DNA binding; DNA-directed RNA polymerase activity. The record is from RefSeq and is a predicted model, not a curated record. The coding region runs from base 158 to 4387 and encodes 1409 amino acids.
GCUGCGGCAGAGGGCAGCAUCCGUGAAGAAGAGUCGCAGUUUUCGGCUAGAGUUCAUCCCAUAGUGAUUUUCUUCAGAAGAUUUUCAAAAAAGCCUCCGAUUUUCUGAAGAAAGAUACCAUAGAACCAAGACCCAGUACUACUCUGUUGAAAUUAAGAUGAAUAGAGACCAGCAGCAGCAGCAGCAAAACCCCCUUCAGUUCACUAAAGAACCUUAUAUAGAGGAUAUAGGCCCUCAAAGAAUCCAGAGCAUCACAUUUUCAAUGUUUUCGGAAGAUGAUAUAAUGAAUCUAGCAGAUGUUCAAGUACAUCUUGGUGCUUACUAUGAUGUAAACAAGAAACCCAAAAGCAAUGGCUUGGUUGACAAUCACAUGGGCCCUCCGAACAAAAAGACUACUUGUCUUACUUGCAAUGGGUCAUACACAGAUUGUCCUGGACAUUAUGGAUACUUGUCCCUUACUCUCCCUGUUUAUAACAUUGGAUAUUUGCCAACUGUAAUUCUAAUAUUGAAGUGUAUUUGCAAGUCUUGCUCCCGGGUUCUGCUUCACGAGAAAGAUCGCUUGGCUUUUUUGAAGAAGAUGAGGAGCCCUAAGAUGGAACCUUUGAGAAGGACGGAAACUUUAAAAGGGAUAGUGAAAAAGUGCAAUUCCAUGACAAGUAGCAAGAAGGCAGUGACGUGUUCAAGAUGUGGAUAUAUAAAUGGGAUGGUGAAAAGGGCUGUAGGAUCGGUUGGUGUCAUUUAUGACCGUACCAAUGUUGGUGGUAAUAACUUGGAUGAUUGCAAAUCAGCUCUUUCUCACACAAAAGACUCCAAAUCAAACGUUUUUGUUCAUUCAUCACUAUAUCCUGAUAAAGUUCUUUCUCUCUUUAAGAAGAUGUCAGAUGAGGACUGUGAAUUGCUUUAUCUUAGUGACAGGCCAGAGAAGCUCAUCUUUAAUAGUAUUGCAGUGCCACCUGUAGCUAUUCGUCCUUCAGUUUUUCAGGAUGGCUCUGCACAAAGCAAUGAAAAUGAUAUUUCGGAGAGGUUAAAACGGAUUAUUCAAGCGAAUGCUAGUCUUCAACGGGAGUUAGAAGAAGGAAAGUCUACAUAUAAUCUUCUGGAUGCCUGGAAUAAUCUACAAAUCGAGGUGGCACUGUACAUAAACAGUGAGGCACGAAUUACUACUAUGCCCAUGCAAACUGGAAGGCCACUGAAUGGUUUUACACAGCGGCUUAACGGAAAGCAAGGCCGAUUUCGUGGGAACUUAUCAGGAAAACGUGUUGAGUAUACUGGUAGAACUGUUAUAUCCCCUGAUCCUAAUCUGAAAAUUACUGAGGUUGCCAUUCCUAUUUUAAUGGCUAAGAUAUUAACCUUUCCAGAUCGCGUUUCCCGUCAUAAUAUAGAGAAGUUGAGGCAAUGUGUUCUUAAUGGGCCAGACAAAUAUCCUGGUGCUAGAUUGAUUUCACGUUCGGAUACUGAUAAGACGAGUUUGGCUUGUAAUUUUAGGAAGCGUCAUGCAGAUAACCUCGAGAUUGGCAACGUAGUUCACCGCCAUUUGGAAGAUGGGGAUGUUGUUCUUUUCAACAGGCAACCAAGCUUACAUAGAAUGUCAAUCAUGUCCCAUAGGGCAAGAAUAAUGCCAUGGCGCACAUUGAGAUUUAAUGAAUCUGUUUGCAAUCCUUAUAAUGCGGAUUUCGAUGGAGAUGAAAUGAACAUGCAUGUUCCACAGACAGAAGAGGCUCGAACUGAGGCCCUUUUAUUAAUGGGAGUUCAAAAUAACUUAUGUACACCAAAAAAUGGGGAGAUUUUGGUUGCAUCAACUCAGGAUUUCCUGACUACUUCAUUCCUUGUAACCAGGAAGGAUACAUUUUAUGACCGGGCUACCUUUUCCUUUAUGUGUUCCUAUAUGGUUGAUGGUACGCUGCAUAAUGAUUUACCCUCACCUGCAUUAAUUAAGCCGGUAGAGCUAUGGACAGGGAAACAAUUAUUCAGUGUUCUUGUACGUUCAAAUGCUGAAACGAUGGUGUAUCUCAAUCUCACUGUUCCAGAGAAGAACUAUGUGAAAAAAACAAACCGGCAGACAAUGUGUCCUAAUGAUGGUUUUGUUUAUUUUCGUAACAGUGAGCUUUUAAGUGGCCAACUAGGAAAAGCUACUUUAGGUAAUGGAACUAAGGAUGGCCUUUACUCCGUUCUUCUGAGGGAUUACAGUUCACAUGCAGCUGCAGAAUGUAUGAAUCGUGUAUCGAAACUUAGUGCAAGGUGGAUUGGAAAUCAUGGAUUCUCAAUUGGCAUUGAUGAUGUAAAACCAGGAGACGACCUGAUUAGAAGUAAAAAGGAUAAAAUUGACGAAGGAUAUGGAAAAUGUGAUGAGCUUAUACAGUCUUAUAAUAAAGACAUGCUUAAACUCCAGUUUGGAUGUAAUGCUGCUCAAACGCUAGAGGCUGAGAUAACAGGUGUUUUAAAUACGCUUCGAGACUCGGGUGGAGAGGUUUGCAUGGAACAAUUGCAUUGGAGGAACAGUCCUUUAAUUAUGUCACAGUGCGGGUCCAAAGGAUCUCCAAUGAAUAUUACUCAGAUGGUUCUUUUUGUGGGUCAGCAAUCAGUUGGAGGUCGUCGUGCUCCAGAUGGAUUCAUAAGUCGAAGCCUUCCUCAUUUUCCCAUAAAUUCUAAGACACCUUCUGCUAAAGGUUUUGUUGCUAAUUCAUUUUAUUCUGGUCUAUCGGCCACUGAAUUUUUCUUUCAUACGAUGGGAGGGAGAGAGGGCCUUGUGGACACAGCGGUGAAAACAGCCGAUACAGGAUACAUGUCUCGCAAAUUGAUCAAGGCUCUGGAGGAUCUAUCGGUUCAGUAUGAUAACACUGUGCGAAAUGCCAGUGGAACUAUAAUACAAUUUCUUUAUGGUGAUGAUGGCAUGGAUCCAUCACAAAUGGAAGGACAAAAUGGAUUUCCGUUGAAUUUUGACAGACUACUUUUGAAAGCCAAGGCUACAUGUCCUGCUAAAGAAGAUCCAAGCUUGACUCCUUUAGAGAUGAAAACUACUAGUGAAGCGAUGAUUUCAAGUGAGCAUUGCUCUGAUGCCUUUAAGAAGUCUCUGUCUGAUUUUAUUGAAAAACUCGGAAAAGGAUUUGAAAAAUCCAGAAACACAUUUAACUUGAAGGAUGAUAUGGAAAUUGAGGGACAGAAUGGUGAAAUCCUUGACAAUGCUGCUAAAAGUCCACAUGGUUCCCAAGUUUCAGAAAAUAACUACAAAAUCAUUCAAUCUCUUGCAAAUAAUAUAUCUGGCAUUUCAGCCAAACAACUGCAGGUGUUCUUGAGAACUUGUCUUUCCCGUUAUAGUGUGAAAAACAUUGAGUGUGGAACUGCUAUUGGUGCGAUUGGAGCUCAAAGUAUUGGAGAGCCUGGAACUCAAAUGACCUUAAAAACUUUUCACUUUGCUGGAGUUGCAAGCAUGAAUGUUACCCUUGGAGUUCCUCGUAUAAAGGAAAUUAUAAGUGCAGCAAAAAAAAUCAGUACUCCAAUCAUUACAGCAGUACUUAACAGCAAGAAUUGUCUGGCAGCUGCAAAACUAGUGAGUGGUUGUGUCGGGAAAACAGUUUUAGGCCAGAUUGCUAAAUGUGCAAAAUCGAAAAAAUCUCAAAGAUCAGGAUCUAUUUUUGUCACACUUAACAUGGAAAAGAUUGAAGAUUUAUACCUAGGCAUAAAUACACAUAUCGUGAAAGAGGCAAUUUUACGAACACCAAGGAUUCAACUCAAGGGAGAGCAUAUAAAGAUUUUGGAUGGAAGGAAGCUGGAAAUUAUUCCUCCCCAAACUGGCAGAACUAUCCUUCAUUUUCAACUUGAUUCAUUAUUAAACAAGAUCGUCAAGAUUGUUGUGAAGGGCAUAAGUACAGUGGAUCGUGCAGUUAUUACCAAAUCGGAGGGUGAAUAUCAGUUAGUUGUUUCCGGUUUUGGUCUUAGAGCAGUUAUGGGAAUGGAAGGAAUUGACGGCCUCAAAACUACCAGUAACCAUAUUAUGGAACUGCGGGAGGUCAUAGGAAUUGAAGCAGCAAGGAGUAGCAUUAUCGAAGAAAUAAAGUUUAUCAUGGAAAAACAUAAAAUGACCAUAGAUCAAAGGCACAUGAUGCUCUUGGCAGAUCUGAUGACAUACAAGGGUGAAGUUCUGGGGAUUACAAGAUAUGGAGUUCAAAAAAUGAAAGAUAGUGUGCUGAGUUUGGCUUCGUUUGAGAAGACGACUGAGCACCUUUACAAUGGUUCAGUGAACGGAAGGGAGGACUUGAUUGAAGGCGUAAGUGAAUGCAUCAUUAUGGGUAUUCCAAUUCCGUUUGGAACCGGAAUGAUUAAAGUCAGGCAAAAGGUUGAAUCACUUCCUGUUCUAAAAUAUGGAUUAGAUCCACUUUUACUAUCUUGAGAAAGGAAACCUGUGAAUAUUUGCAAUUUUUAGUAUAGUGGACAGACAGACAGGAGAUGAAAAAGAACAAUGGUAGAUUAAAUCUUCCUUUGUUCUCAAAGAGGCUAGGAAAUGAUAAUAUUUUUGCACCACCCCAACUCUUCAAGGCGGAUUUAGUUUAGUUUUUAAGUUGAUUUUGAUUUGUUACUUAUUAUUCGAAAUAUGACAAAGAUUUAUGUUCCAUUUCGCUAAAUUAGUGCCUAAGAUCCUAUGAUUCGGUUGGGAAAAGUUGGUUUAGUACCCUAUCACCGAGUUUUAUCAAACACUAAAAAAUUGAAAUCGGCGAUGGCCACAAAACUGU